UAUGCUUCUAAUUCUAAAAUAUUAGUAAAUUCAUGUGAAUACAAAUUACUAAUAUUAAAUGAAACAAUACAAUGACGAACUCUGAGAAACCCGAUCUAUUAUUCUUUGAUACGUUCUCACACGACACAAGCGAGGAAUUGAAUCUGGAUUUAGUACAGUUUCCAAAGUCUGUCUAUGUAAGAGAAAUACGUGUUAUUCCAUUGGGUGCCCGAGUUGAAGGAGACUUUCCCGGUCGAGUUCGGUUAGGCGCCACAAACCCUACGAAGUUUCAUAUCGACUUUUUCGUGAAUGAUCUGAGUAAGCCUGGAGCUUCCACUUUCGAAGCUUUGGGUAGUUUGGACUACUGUCAAAAUGGACAGAUUCAUAUGGAGUGUGGAGCUGAUGGGGACCAUCCUAGAAUCCCUACUGAUGGCCUUGUAUUAAGAGGAUGUUACACUACCAUCACUCUUGCUGUUUACGGGACGCUCACACAGAUUUUACCAGAAACACCAGUUGGUAUCAAUCCCCCUCCCACUAUUCAAAGACCCGCAGUCAACCGAGAUGCGCCAUCAGCAAAUGUGACACAACCACCUGACUGGAAUCCAGAGCCAACCAAUCCAAUACCAUCAUACACUGGUAAUGUCGCCAGCACCAACCCCGAUGUCUAUACUCCUAAUACGUAUCCAGAAAAUUAUGAAAAUCCAAUUUAUCGAAAUGAAUAUUAUGAAAACGAGCCUCCGAAAGAUCCUAGGACUUAUCAUGUGGAAGGUGAUUGGGAAAAGAAUAGAGAUAUCAACUGUGAAGGUGAAGGCGAUAGAUUGAGACGUAGUUCAAGAUCUAUAGAGCGCGAUAGGGAUAGGCAAGGACAUGGUCGACGAAGGUCAAUGGACCGGCGCAGUCGAGACUCUUCAAGGCACAGAGAUGAUAGAAUGGAACGACAUCGGUCGAGAACCAGAAGUCGGGAACGAGAGUAUAUCGUGCAGGGCGAGUAUCGCACUCGCAGUCGCUCCAGAUCACGCAGCCCAGACAGAGUGCGGCCUCACUCCACUGAGCGCGACUGGGACAGGGCCUCGUAUAAGAAGGAUGAAUACAGGCGCCACCGCGAACCGUCGUACGAGAGGACGUCUUAUGAUAAAGAAGCCGGUUCUUACGAACGUCGAUCUCCAUACGACAAGCGAGCACCGUCAUACGAGAGAAAGAUAGGUUAUGAUAAAAGAUCAUCGCCGUACAAGCGUGGCGCUUCCUAUGAAAGACGAGCACCGUCUUACGAAAAGCAGCCACCUUACGAACGUAAACGAUUGUCUCCUUAUGGUCGAAUUAGAAGUUCUAGCUACGGAAGUAGAUCGCCAAGUCGCGAUGACCCAAGGAAACGGCCUAGGACUCCACCAGGAGAAAGUCGUCGACCACUCUCACCACGAGAUGGAGAAGCAACUAGUCCUAUACAUUCCGUCAGAUCUGAAGACGAUUAUGAGAGAAGUGGAAAGCAAAUACCCAGAGUAGACUUCUACCAUCAGAGCUACCGUCACAAGCCUCCUAUAAGGAGUCCUUCUCAGGAACACGCUGCUCCUUUCGUUGAGACUCAUUCAAGCCUUGUCACUGUCCCGAUAGUCGAUAAUCCUCCAAAACCAGAAACCCCGAGCGGCAACGCUGACGAAGUCAAGUCUAUCGAUGCUGAACAAUUUGAACCGAUUCUGUCUGACGAGGAUAUUUGUGACGACCUUGAAAGUACCUCGUACAUGGAGGUGGAUUAUGACGUAAACGAAUAUGUCGGUGUCGAUGACAUAAUAAAAUAUUUCAAUCCGUUCAAAGCAGAGUGGUGCAAAUAUGAAUAUAUUAACAAAAUACAGUAUCUAGGGCCCAAACGUGAAGAUGUAAAAGACGUGCUAUCAGCCAAAUUCGAUGACUUGUGUGAUGUCAGUCCUGACCUCUUCAAAGUUUUAGAAAUAUCAAAGAAAACUGACCAGAAAUAUUUUACGGAUUCGUUCAAAGACAUUGAUAAUACGAUGAGAGAGGAGUGGGUGCAUCAGUGCGAACAGAUGUACGUCGCAAUGACAAACCUCUGCAAAAGUACCGAUAUUGUAGUUAGAAUCUUCCAAGAUCCAACUCCUUCUGACGAAUUCGGUGAAAUUAACAAAACACUGAUUGCUUUUUGUAAGAUUGGUCUGAAUUUCGGUUACGCCCUGUCUCAACAGCAGCCCACUUACAAGAUAAGGCACAUGAAAUGCGGCAUCCGCCUGGCCGAAGCCCUGGUGGCUCACAGACAUAACGAGCUCGUAACGAGAGAGCUGCUGGCAGCGGACAUAGACCUGCCCAUGUUGCUGCUGCAGUUGUACGCUGAGGAGUACAUGGCGCUGAGUAUACGACUCAUGGUCCUCAAGGCGCUAGACGCGUGCUUGUCAUCAAAAAUCUCAAUAGAUAAUUUUAUGAAAGAAAAGCUAUUCCCCAAAUUCGACAAGAAUGAAAUGGAGAGAAAACCCAAAAAUGGGUACCGAGCUCUCAUAUCCAUGAUGCAAGCCGAUCCACUAGCCAGACUAAAGUUUUCAAUAAGCGCCCUCAUUAAAAAGCUGAAUAUAUAUGAAGUGCUGGGAAAACUUCACGAUUUGGUAGCAGAUCUCAACAAGAAGCCGGAUGCAGAAACCAGCGAAGCUGACACCGAGUUUAUAGUAAACUGUUUUGAAAUAGUCAUUGACAUGUACCGAUCUCAGUGCUUCCAUCUGUCGCAGCCGAAGCGGUUCCUGCCCGUGUCUGCUCAGUUCGAGAUCAACAAGGAGUGUAGCAACGACACUUUGCUCGAGUUCUUCAGCAUCCACAGCGUUCUGGAAGUCUGUCUGUGUCUCUUGACUGGCCCUAAAACUUGCAACAACCUGGUGGUCGCCAGCCCCGUGCACGACUUGAUUUACGAGCUGGUCAAUUCAGUGAGCGGCUUGAACUUCUUGUACAGGAACAUGGAGCUGAGCGAGCUUCUCUUCAAGACCCUAAUGCAACCUUACAGCCAACAGACUGUGGAAGAGUUUCUGUAUCCUCACGACCUGAGCAAUUAUUCCGAUUUGCAAAUUCUCGGGCUGGAGAUGGCUUAUAAAUUGAGAGCUUUGUAUUAUUUGCAAUCGAUUUGCGACUUGCAAGCUGGUCAAGGCGACGAAAAUGAACUGAUCGAUCGUCUGCAGUCCUUGUACUGCCUCAGCUUCGGCUGCAUCGGUAGGACUGCGGUGUCCGACGUCGUCGUGAUGGGCGACCAUGCGGAUUGCCUGAUGGAAGUCUUCGAAAAUGACUCAAGAAAAAAUAAAAGUGAUUCACCUUCUAAACAAAAGUCCCCAGCAAAAGGAUAUGCCAUAGAAUUGAUCGUAUCGGCAGUGCGGUUUUCAGCCAAUGUGACGUUUUUAAAGAAAUAUGGACAAAGACUCAUUAACGUCUCGAAAGAUCACGACAGGUUUGAGCCGAGCGUCUCUAGUGUUCUUCAAGAAGUGAUACCAUAUCUGAAACCGGUUGAAAAUAUGAGCCUCUUGAACGGGGACGACCUGGCAGAAUGCGUGGAGAUCCUAAAGGCCAACUCGGAGCAUUCGGCCGACUUGCCCGGUGAACUCACAACUUGUCUUCGAGUCCUGAGGCACUUCUGUGUCUCCGACCGCGAUACCAACGUCGCCAUUGCCAACGAGGCGGCCGCGCAGGAGUACGUCGAGCUCAAGUAUAAGUACAACGUGCUGCAGCUGUACUCCCUGGACGGCGUGGCGCACCUGGGCGGCGUGCUGAGCAGGCUGUCCACGCGCUUCGAGCAGCCGAGCAUGCACACCGCAUUCUUCGCCUCAGUCAAAGGAUUACAGCUCGCUCAAAUAUUGGUUCCAUGCUUGAGGUUGUUGGACGAGAUGUUGGCGAGAGUCGUUCGUUGCCGGGGACCGCGAUUCAGAGACCUGACGGCGGCUCCUGUAUUGCUGAAGACGUACGGCAUAGCCAAGUCCUUCCCGGUCGGCUGCGUCGGCUACAGGACGGCGGCCAAGGCUGCAGAAGCCGCCGUCAAAGCGUUGCUGACCUACGCCCAGCCGAUAGCGGAUGAUGCGAACGACGGGGACUCGAUCCGACGAGGGCCAUGGACGUCCCUGUGCUCCGAAGUCAUCCAGUACACCAUGACCGCCCCCUACACGUUCGUGCCGGGAUUGUUGGUGUUUUCAGAGUUGCUGCCGCUACCGUUACCGAUGCAGGCGAAGACGCCGCCGACUCCGCGGGAGCUGGAGGACGCUUGCAACGAGAGAAGGCUGUGGUCGGCACAUUUGCACGCGCUGUCGAACGAUCUCACCGACAUGAUCCAGAUCAUAUGCAUGUCCACGUAUCGGCCGGUCGUCCACAUGCUGAGGCGAGUGUGCGUGCAGAUAGCCGACCUAGCUCCGAACACUGCCGCCACGGUCGCCCACGCCGCAGUGGGUGCCGUCGCCAGGGAAGUCAAGCCGGGAGAACCCGCCACCGCGAGCUCAGCCAGAGUUCUAGGAUUUUUGACAUGUCUUGUGUCACACGCACCUCUGAAGUGUGCCGUCCUCCACGCCCUAAACACCGGCGGACCCAAAGCGACAGAGAUUCAGUCAGCUCUGUGCGUAGUGCUCAGUCUGCCGAACGCUGCGGGCGACCAUUCCACCGCGCAAGAGUUCGCCGCGCACAUCCUCGCCGCGCUCUGCGACGUGGACAUCACGCUCACCCCGGUCUCCUCCCUCCCGGAUAAUUUACUCGCAAAUUCGUUACCAAACAAGGAAGCGCUGGCAGCUUUCCUCGACGCCUCGGCAGAUUGUCUGGAGUCUAGCACAAAAACUUGCUCCGUGGCGCAGUCGAUACUGCGAGCGUAUUUCGUACUGACUGACCACGAAUACGGCUUUCAACAGUUCAGGAAAUUUGUGACGAAAAAACGUGAAGCUCUGGGGACGUUUUUCAAAUGGGCCGUGGACGGACCCGGUGAGGAUAGGGCGGAAUGCUUGAGCCUAUACUUAGAUCUCAUCAGGAUAUUGAAAGGAGAAGAAGGCGAGGGUGGCCCUGUGGUCAGAAAGUCCGUGUUGACUGUAGCCGAAAUGGCGGACAUGCUGGGGUACUCUGUGGGAGCUGACGAUCAUCCGGUUAUGAGCUUGGAGAAGAUUUUGAAGGAUCGCAACGCAGAGGAAGAUGCCACAGCAGUCAAAUUCCUUGUUGGCCACCUUCAGAAGCUAACCGAGCGCGGCUCCCCACCCCCCGAGGGUCCGGAGGCCGUGCCCGCGGCGCCCGACAGCCUGGUGGCCCAGUUCGCCACGCGCACCGUGCACAGUCCGGGGGAGCCCGCCGACGAGAGACUCACCACCGGCUACUGGUUGAACAUCCCCUCGGCCAGCGGAGAGGACUAUGUUCACGAUCAUGAAUUAGUACCGUGCGACAUCAUGGAAGUGGCGAACAGCUACCUGUCGGUGGGCGGCGCGUCGUGCGGGGGGGAGGCGGUCGCCAGCGCCGUGCGGAGGCUGGCCGGCUGCCUCGACACCAGGACCGAGCCCCGUUCCUGCGACGACAAGAGGCCCGCAGUGGAACGGGGAGUGCGCGUGUCGAGGGGGCGGGGGGAGGCGCCGGACGCCUUCCGCUGCCGCCCCCCCAACACCUCCCGCCCCCCCAGCCUGCACGUGGACGACUUCACCGCGCUGCACCACACCUACACCAACCUCAGCAGCAGGGGCGCGCGGCGUGGUGCGGACCGCGGGCGCUUCGCGUCGGCGGCGCCGGUGCACGCGCAUUACCGACACACGCGCGGGCGCGGCGCGUGGGAGGCGGGCGCGCCGCACUUCGGGCACUACCCGCCGGCGCCGCAGUACAUGCUGGGUGGCGCGUGCCGGGGACCGCGCGGCCCGAGGCACCGCUCCUUCAUACGCUGAGGGGACCGCACUGGACGCGAUAUACACUUGUAGAAACUC
This is a messenger RNA of Bombyx mandarina (wild silkworm), 5885 nucleotides long. RefSeq names its product VIR_N domain-containing protein (gene vir). NCBI's taxonomy places the organism in Eukaryota, Metazoa, Arthropoda, Insecta, Lepidoptera, Bombycidae. Gene Ontology annotation, molecular function: RNA binding. Gene Ontology annotation, biological process: mRNA modification. Gene Ontology annotation, cellular component: RNA N6-methyladenosine methyltransferase complex. The record is from RefSeq and is a predicted model, not a curated record.